Messenger RNA from Ceratotherium simum simum (southern white rhinoceros), 1003 nucleotides. RefSeq names its product superoxide dismutase 3 (gene SOD3). The record is from RefSeq and is a predicted model, not a curated record. Lineage: Eukaryota; Metazoa; Chordata; Mammalia; Perissodactyla; Rhinocerotidae. Gene Ontology annotation, biological process: superoxide metabolic process. Gene Ontology annotation, molecular function: copper ion binding.
AACAAGGGACAGUCUGGCCUGCUUUCCCGCCCUAAACCGGCCCAAUGACCUUCUUUCCUCCCAGUGACCACUCCUCUGGGCUGGCUUCCCUGCAGGCCCACAAACAGCCCAGCCUCAGGAGUCAGCCUGCGUUCCUGCGACCAGCUGCGCGCUGCUCCCCAUUUCUCAGGAGGGAAAGCUCUCUUGAAAGAGCUGGAAAGGUGCCCGACUCCCGCCAUGCUGGCGCUGCUGUGUGCCUGCCUGCUCCUGGCGGCCCGCGCCUCGGACCCUUGGACCCACCCGGGCUCCGCGGAGCCCAGCUCCAACAUGGCGGAGCAGAUCCGCGACAUGCACGCCAAAGUGACGGAGAUCUGGCAGGAGCUGAAGCAGCGGCGGGCGGCGGGCCGCGGCCGGGAUGCCGCGCUCUACGCCACCUGCCAGGUGCAGCCGUCGGCCACGCUGGACGCCGCGCAGCCCCGGGUGACCGGCCUCGUGCUCUUCCGGCAGCUCGCGCCCGGCGCCAGGCUGGAGGCCUUCUUCGACCUGGAGGGCUUCCCAGCCGAGGCCAACGGCUCCAGCCGCGCCAUCCACGUGCACCAGUUCGGGGACCUGAGCCGGGGCUGCGACUCCACCGGGCCGCACUACAACCCGCUGGCCGUGCCGCACCCGCAGCACCCGGGCGACUUCGGCAACUUCGCCGUGCGCGACGGCAGCCUCUGGAAGUACCGCGCCAACCUCGCCGCCUCGCUCACCGGCCUGCACUCCAUCAUGGGCCGCGCCGUGGUGGUGCACGAGGGCGAGGACGACCUGGGCCGCGGCGGCAACCAGGCCAGCGUGGAGAACGGCAACGCCGGCCGCCGGCUCGCCUGCUGCGUGGUGGCCGUGUGCGGGCCUGAACCCUGGGCGCGCCAGAUGCAGAAGAACUCCGAGCGCAAGAAGCGGAGGCGGGAGAGCGAGUGCAAGGCCGCGUGAGCGCGCCCCCACCCAGCGGGCCGUCCGAGAGCCUCACUUACGCCCCGAGACC